AGCAGGAUUUGUCUGAAAAUGAAAACAUUAAGAAACUACAAUCCUCUUCUUCUUAUUCUUCUACUGCUUGCUUGUCUCGUUGUCUCUUCACUUUCAGAAUCUCAGCCCACCGCAUGUACUAUGUGCACUUCCUGCGACAAUCCCUGUCAACCUGUCCCUUCUCCUCCUCCGCCUCGCCCCACCACCUCCCCUUCCCCUCCUCCUCCUUCCUCCACCUCCGGCGGCGGUCCUUACUACUACUACUAUCCUCCUCCGCCGACGUCGCAGUCCGGCUACUACCGCCCACCUCCUUCUUCCGGCGGCGGUUACUACUACGCGCCGCCGAAGAGCGGAGGGAACUACCAAUUUCCUCCGCCGCCUAACCCUAUCGUUCCGUACUUCCCAUUCUACUACUACAGUCCUCCGCCAGCGUCUCUGUCGGGAUCCGACAAGAACAUGGGAUUCUCCUUCGUUUUAUUUUCCUCUCUCUUGUUUUUCUGUUUGUUUUGAUAGAAAAUGAAUCCGACUGAGAAAGUGAUAGAAAGUGACGGUAGCUUUCUCUCUAGAUUAAUCAUGAAGAUGAAGUUUAGAUCUAUGCAGAUCGGCGAGAGGUUUUACCGAUGAAGAAGAAGAAGAAGAAGAAGACAUGCAUGGAGAUCUGACGAGGAAAUAAAAUGGAGAAUAUCUUCGUUUGAAGUAUAAAAUUAUAUGUACUUUUCUUUCGACAUUUUUGUAUCUUAUUAUAUUUUUACAAUAUUGUGAUUUUGAUUACAACCACGUAGAAAUGAUGCGUUCGUCGUCUGAUUGUGAUUUUAUCAUAUAAACAUUAUUCUUAUAAAAUAAUAUUUUCAAGUAAAA
Tarenaya hassleriana is the source of this 837-nucleotide messenger RNA. RefSeq names its product proline-rich antigen homolog. Lineage: Eukaryota; Viridiplantae; Streptophyta; Magnoliopsida; Brassicales; Cleomaceae. The record is from RefSeq and is a predicted model, not a curated record. The coding region runs from base 19 to 489 and encodes 156 amino acids. The transcript has a single exon.